Molecule: messenger RNA, 3547 nt
Organism: Austrofundulus limnaeus
Lineage: Eukaryota; Metazoa; Chordata; Actinopteri; Cyprinodontiformes; Rivulidae
Gene: il17re
Product: interleukin-17 receptor E
Exons: 17
Coding region: 347-2596 (749 amino acids)
Molecular function (GO): interleukin-17 receptor activity
Source: RefSeq, a predicted model, not a curated record
GGCUGCGACCCUCGAGGACCAGGAUUGCCCACCCCUGCUUUAGACCCUCCCAACUUCAAGUCCCAGAUUAUAGAUUUAGUCCUUUCUGGUCGGAGACUUUAUGAGGCGGAGCUGACGUUCUUAAAAACGAAGAAAAAAAAAAAACCCCAGGGGAAAUUCAAGUCGCUUUUAGUAACUUAGUCCGUCACCUGUGAGAGACGACGGGUAGGUGAAGCGACGGGGGCGGCAUGCCGGAGACCCGAGAUGACGAACCGGGUCAUUAGAAACCGAGCGGAACCAGCCUGUUGGACGAUGGAAGAAGAAGAACUUUGACACGAUCCUCCGUCUGCUUCAGGGCUUUAAGAAGAUGAAGAAACGUUUGGUCCCCGUUUUGUUGCUCUUCUCUGCCGCUCUGUGUCCGCUGCUGGUGGACAGCAAUCAAGCCACGUGCGAGAUGGUGAAUUCAACUGGUUUUACUGAGGAUCAGUGUCCCAUAAAAAUGACCCCUGUCCAAACUCGACACACCAAGGAAGGAUACUCUCAGUGCAUCAGUGUUAGUGUCUGGAUGAAAGCUGGAGACUUCCCUUCAAAAAAGUCCCGGAAGGUUGAAGUGGGAUUCCUCUCAAAUGAGAUGAUCUUCAGACCUAUCCAGAGAGGACAUUCAAACCAAACACAGAUUUACAAUCAAGACAAAGCCAGAUGUCAGGGACUUUCCAAGCAUCCAUAUGCCUUAGUGAAAUAUAAUUGUAUCGAGGCUGAAGCUAAAACGACUGUUUCUGUGUCGUACGACACAAAAUGCAGCAUGUCUUAUACAGUAGCAGACCCUCCGCUCGAGUUCAGCUUUUCCGUGAACAUGUCGUCUAAAACGGUCUCCAUCUCUUUUGAUUCUGACAAAGAAGUCCAUGUCAGAAUCUGUGAGGAACAAACUCGUAUAUUGUGUCAAGGGUCGGGGCCGCGCCUGUUAUCGAUCAAGUCAGCUGUCCUGAACAUGCCUCACAUCCUUCCUUGUACCUGUAUAGAGGUGUAUUACACCUACCGAGAUGCAAAAAGAUAUAAAAAGUGCCCGUUUCAAAAUGAAGCCAUCCCAGAUGUCACAGAUGUUUGGAAGACGUCUGAUGGGAAGCUGUACAAGUCGCACAUCGAGUUUAGCUUCAGGUGUCCUGCCCGCGGUCUGAACAUCUCUGCCUCCCUCUGCUGGAAGCAACACGAGCAUCUCUGCAUCCCCGUGCUCAACUCCACGCUGGAGAAAAAAGAAGGAGGCAUCCUGGAAUUCAACACGCAGAACGUGGACAAACAUCCUCAGAUGUGUGUGCAGUCUUCUCUACAAGGGAGCCUCAACAUUACUUGCCUUUUCGGAGACGAAAAACCAUUUUGGAGAACUUCUACUGAAGCAGGAAGACAGAGCAUUGUGGUGCUUCUUACCUCCACUGUGCCAGCAAACUUCUCAGCCCAACUUUGUGUCCUUACAGAGAGGGAUUGCACGCCUAGGGGAGAAAUUCACUCGCUAACAAUGACCGAAAACACAGCUGAUAAGAGGAUAUACGUGCCUGUUCAAGGCAUCACAGAGAAGCUUUGUGUACAGGUGUGGCAGUCAGGCCCCGCUCUUAAAGGAAGACGGAUUUUGUGCCAGGACUACACACACAGCAGGUGGGGUCUAUAUGUGGCAGUGGUUUUGAUAUUUGCAGUCUUGGCUGCAUUCUUCGGACAUUUCCUCCACCGCACCACCAAGAGUGGAACUGCAGGUUUACUGACGAUUCGAAGGCCGUUGUUGCUGGUGUGCUCAUCGGAUCAGCCGACACACAUCUCCGCUCUUUGCGCUUUGGCCUCCAUACUUCAGGGUAAGCUGGGUGCCACGGUGCAUGCAGCUCUGUGGCAGCAGAACUCCCAAAGGCGGACUGGGAGCGGGGCUGGGGUGGCAGAUCUGGGGCCCAUCCCCUGGCUGUAUGGGCAGUGGGAAGCCACCUGCAAAGCACAGGGGAAAGUGCUGAUUUUUUGGAGUCCCGAAGCCAAGAGGAGCUAUGAGAGGUGGAAGGUGAAAAAGGCGAACGCUGAUAAAAAGGAAGCAAAUGCGAGCCACGAGAACGUUGGAGAAGAGGAUUUGAAACUGUUUGGAAAAUGGAAAAAAGAGAAAAAAUGUUUCACCGAAUUGUUGGAGGAUAAAGACUGGUGCUCGCAGAAGGGGCCGUCGACGGUAACAGAGCCGGUGUUCAUGGCUGCUCUGGCCUCUUUGAAAAGAGCGCUGCAGGAGGGGAAAGGUAAAGACGUCGCCAUCGUCUACUUCCAAGGCCUUUGCCACAGCAAGGACAUACCAAAGGCCUUCAGAGAGGUCCCUCGCUACUGUUUACCCCGCGAUUUUAGUGAUUUAAUACAGGAGCUGGCGGAGGUGAGAGGAGGGGCAGAAGGCGGCGAGUUUAGCAGGAGCUGUGGGCACAGACUCCUCUCUAAAGUCAAAUCUGUGUGGCUGGCACGUCAGCUGGCUCAGAGGCUGCAGACAGUCCUACAUCAAGCCCAGCGCCACGAGGCUACGAGUGACCCAUCAUCAACAGAAAUGACAUCAGACUGGGUGCAGAGCCAGCUCACAAUGCCAAGAAGCGAACAGGAGCGGGAGCUUCUGUAAGAGGUCACCAUGGAGAAUGGGGAAGCUUUCUCCUCUUGUUUCACACACCAGCAGUUCAGUUGGAAAUGUGAUCCUCGAUACUCGGGAGCGGGUGCGCGUCGCCGCCUAAAACUAUUCGUUACUUGCCCCCACUUGUUUUUGCAUAUCAAGGACAGGUAAACACAGUCUGCUCAUGUGCUUUCAACCUCAAACAGAAGCUUCUAUUAUUCUGCCUUUCGUGACUGGAGCCAAAGCAAACACCUGUCUAAUCUGCGUAAAUAUGCUACCCACUAUGGAAAUCUACUUGCAAAUUAUUACCUCACUGUCUUCAUGCAGCUCAUUUGAUGUUUUCAAAAAGUGUUAGCAUCACAGGUGGCAAAUUGUGUGAGUGCUGUCCACAGAAAGGCACUAUUUGCAUAGGACUUCCUAAACAUAGAUGAGUCAAAACAAGAUUUCACGUGUUAGAGUCCAGCACACGAAAACACGCCAGAAAUUUUUGUGUUACAUGACCUCGAGUUAGGUCAAUGUGUCUGUAGCCCCUUUUACAGAAUAUUUUACUACCUCCUGUUUGUAAAUAGAAGGUAAAGAUUUAAAGUACGCCUCAUUUUGCAAAGACAAAAAACAUAACGCCAGUAUUGUUCCAACAUUUCCAAGUUAACCGUUACCUCAGUAAUCUUAGAGCAUUAGAGCAAGACGAACGUGACUGAGGUGGUACAUCCCCCACAUCUGUCCCAUUUUUUUUACUAAAGAGAUCCAUCCAGGUUUAACGGAAAUCUUUAUGCAAAGCAACCUUUAACUGUUAGCUUGGAUUUUGUCAGGAUCUGAGGAAACAUUUGCUCUGCUCUGAAUGACAUUUUAUUGCCAAGCACUGUCAGCAUUAUAAAAAUGUGAAUGCAGGGUCAUAAAAAUCCUUUUUAAUACAAAUUUUAAUACAUAAAUGUUUUUAAUAAAAUGAUAUUUGCAUGUGUCCAA